UUUAUUAAGGGGUUGAGGCAGUACGGCAAGAACUUCUUCAGGAUCCGAAAGGAGUUGCUGCCGAACAAGGAGACUGGAGAACUAAUCACCUUCUAUUACUAUUGGAAGAAAACCCCUGAAGCAGCAAGUUCUCGAGCCCACCGUAGGCAUCGAAGACAGGCUGUGUUUCGGAGAAUUAAAACUCGAACUGCUUCCACUCCAGUCAACACUCCCUCCAGGCCCCCCUCCAGUGAAUUCUUGGACUUGAGCUCGGCCAGUGAAGAUGACUUUGACAGCGAGGACAGUGAACAGGAACUGAAGGGCUACGCCUGUCGUCACUGCUUCACAACCACCUCUAAGGACUGGCACCACGGCGGUCGAGAAAACAUUUUAUUGUGCACUGAUUGUCGCAUUCACUUCAAAAAAUACGGAGAGCUGCCACCCAUCGAGAAGCCUGUAGACCCUCCACCCUUUAUGUUUAAGCCUGUCAAAGAGGAAGAUGAUGGACUCAGUGGAAAGCAUAGCAUGAGGACAAGGCGGAGUCGAGGCUCGAUGUCUACACUACGUAGUGGUCGUAAAAAGCAGCCAGCCAGCCCUGAUGGUAGAGCCUCACCUAUUAAUGAAGACAUCCGUUCCAGUGGCCGCAACUCUCCGAGCGCUGCCAGCACCUCCAGUAAUGACAGCAAAGCAGAUUCCGUGAAGAAAUCUACCAAGAAGAUAAAAGAAGAGGUAUCUUCUCCUCUCAAGAACUCCAAGAGGCAGCGGGAAAAGGCAGCUUCUGACACAGAGGAACCUGACAGGUCCAAUGCCAAAAAAUCCAAAACUCAAGAGAUCAGCAGGCCAAACUCUCCCUCAGAGGGCGAGGGCGAAGGCGAGAGCUCUGACAGCCGCAGCGUCAAUGACGAAGGGAGCAGCGAUCCCAAGGACAUUGACCAGGAUAACCGGAGCACGUCACCCAGCAUCCCUAGCCCUCAAGACAAUGAGAGCGACUCGGAUUCAUCUGCUCAACAGCAAGUGCUGCAGGCACAGCCCCAAGUGCUUCAGGCACAGAGGUGUUCUGGCCAGGCUCCUGCUCCUACGCCACCGAUACCAGCCCAGUUACCAGCAUCGCUGCCGGCAGUGUCCAGCGCUGCUUCAGCUCCACCGCAGGUCUCACCGUCAGCGUCCCAGCCCACUAGCCAGCCCCAGGCCCCCGCGCCACCGCCUCCUCAUUCUCACAUACAGCAGGCCCCGGCUUUGCACCCGCAGAGACUCCCGUCACCCCACCCACCUCUGCAGCCUCUGAGCGUGUCGCAGAGCCAGUCGACCCCUGCCUCUUCGCAGCCUCACCCGCAGGCUCCGCUCCACAGUCAGACCCAACCUGCCCCUCACAGCCUGCCGGCCCAGCCGCUCCUGCCUCAUCCUGUACCUUCCCAGCCAUUUUCCCUCCCCGCUCAGUCAUCUCAGUCUCAGGUUCCCCUUCAGACACAAGCACCGUCUCAUUCUCACUCCGCUCUCCAGGUUCAGGUAACGCAGCCUGUCCUGCCAACCGCGACCUCACUGCAGCAGGCUCAGCCUCCACGGGAGCAGCCCUUGCCCCCUGCGCCCAUGGCCAUGCCUCAUAUCAAACCUCCCCCUACCACCCCAAUCCCUCAGCUCCCCACUGCUCCAUCCCAUAAGCACCCUCCUCACCUCUCUGGCCCUUCUCCAUUCUCCAUGAACUCCAACUUGCCUCCACCACCUGCUUUAAAACCUCUGAGCUCCCUCUCAACUCAUCAUCCUCCAUCUGCACACCCUCCUCCUUUGCAGCUGAUGCCUCAAAGCCAACCGCUGCAGUCUUCGCCAGCCCAGCCUCCUGUACUGACGCAGAGUCAGAGCCUUCCCCCACCUGCUAAUCACCCCCCAUCUGGACUCCAUCAGGUAUCCUCCCAGCCCCCCUUUUCUCAGCAUCCGUUUGUCCCAGGAGGCCCACCUUCCAUCACCCCUCCUUCUUGCCCCUCCACUUCCACGCCACCCACUGUGCCUGGCAUCCCACUUCAGACUUCCAUCUCCACAUCAGCAGCUUCUAGUGGAAACGUGCCAGUGGUGACAGCCUGCACGCUACCGCCUAUUCAAAUCAAAGAAGAAGUCCCAGAUGAAGCUGAGGAACCAGAAAGCCCUCCCCCUCCACCCAGAAGUCCAUCACCAGAACCCACUGUGGUGGAUACACCAAGUCAUGCUAGUCAAUCAGCCAGGUUCUAUAAGCACCUGGACCGUGGCUACAACUCAUGCUCAAGAGCAGACUUAUACUUUAUGCCUCUGGCAGGAUCGAAACUGGCCAAGAAGAGAGAAGAGGCCAUUGAAAAGGCCAAAAGGGAAGCAGAGCAGAAAGCCAGAGAAGAGAGGGAGAGAGAAAAAGAAAAAGAGAAGGAAAGAGAGAGGGAGCGGGAGCGUGAAAGAGAAGCAGAAAGAGCUGCGAAGGUAUCCAGCUCCUCCCAUGAAGGCCGUCUUGGAGAGUCUCAGCUCAGCGGGCCAGCACAUAUGAGACCUUCAUUUGAACCUCCACCGACGACCAUUGCUGCUGUACCACCUUACAUUGGUCCAGAUACGCCUGCUUUACGAACACUGAGUGAAUAUGCCCGCCCUCAUGUCAUGUCGCCAACAAACCGUAAUCAUCCCUUCUUUGUCCCCCUGAACCCCACCGAUCCACUUCUGGCCUACCAUAUGCCCGGCCUCUACAAUGUGGAUCCCACCAUUCGGGAACGAGAGCUGCGAGAGCGGGAAAUCCGGGAGCGAGAAAUCCGGGAAAGGGAGUUGAGAGAGAGGAUGAAACCUGGCUUUGAGGUGAAGCCCCCAGAGCUAGAUGCACUGCACCCAGCUACUAACCCCAUGGAGCAUUUUGCCAGGCACGGUGCACUGACUAUUCCCCCAACAGCAGGACCUCACCCGUUUGCUUCCUUCCAUCCGGGUUUGAACCCCCUUGAAAGAGAGAGACUUGCACUGGCAGGCCCACAGUUACGGCCUGAAAUGAGCUACCCUGACAGACUGGCAGCAGAGAGAAUACAUGCUGAGCGGAUGGCAUCGCUGACAAACGACCCGUUGGCACGGCUCCAGAUGUUCAACGUUACGCCUCACCAUCACCAACAUUCACACAUACACUCGCAUUUACACCUUCAUCAGCAGGAUCCCUUACAUCAAGGUGAGCCCAGGGAAAUUCACCCGCGGGUGGAUCCUUUAGCAGCUGGACCCCAUUUGGCACGUUUUCCCUACCCACCUGGAACCAUCCCCAACCCAUUGCUAGGGCAGCCACCUCAUGAGCAUGAAAUGCUCCGACAUCCAGUCUUUGGUACUCCUUAUCCGCGAGAUCUGCCUGGUGCCAUUCCACCUCCUAUGUCAGCAGCCCACCAACUGCAGGCCAUGCACGCCCAGUCAGCAGAGCUGCAAAGACUGGCAAUGGAGCAGCAGUGGUUGCACGGGCAUCCUCACAUGCAUGGUGGUCAUCUACCAAGUCAGGAAGAUUAUUACAGUCGACUGAAGAAAGAAGGCGACAAACAGUUGUAAUAAAUUAUUUAUUUGUAAUGCUGGCUAUGGAAACCCCAGUCCUUGGGAAGGAGUGGAACAUUUUUACAUACAAUAAGAGCUACAAAAGGAAAAGAAUAUCUUAUAAAGAUUUCUUUAUAUAUUUAAAACAGAAACAACCACCCAACAAGUAGAGACUUAUCAGCAUAGUGUUCAUUUGUAGAGAAGAUUUCUCAAGACUGGUGUGGGUCUCCCUGCAUGACAACGUAUUCAGAAGCCUAUUGAAAAUACAGGACUGUGUGGAAUAUUCAGAGAACUUCCUGCAAUCUUGGUUUUGGUUUUUUUUUUUUCCUUACUAGUUUGUUUUGAGUAGGUGCUAGAAUCAGGUUCACAACACAAGUCACUGUGCGUGAAGAGACACUCAAUGCAUCUAUAGCUAUUUUAAAAGAAACAAGGAUUGCAAGUAGGUGACAUAACAAGCUCUGAAUCCAAGUGCUAUAAUAAUAAAAAUCUACUUUUAUUUUAAUACAUUGUAGGAAAUCUUCAUAAUUUUAAAGAGAGCUCAGUUCUGCAGCAUGGCUUUUUAAGUCUGUAAAUAACUUUUUUGGGUAGAGGGGAGAAACAAAACAAAACAAAACUCCAGAAAC
This is a messenger RNA of Balearica regulorum gibbericeps (East African grey crowned-crane), 4103 nucleotides long. The record is from RefSeq and is a predicted model, not a curated record. NCBI's taxonomy places the organism in Eukaryota, Metazoa, Chordata, Aves, Gruiformes, Gruidae.